Molecule: messenger RNA, 2538 nt
Organism: Miniopterus natalensis
Lineage: Eukaryota; Metazoa; Chordata; Mammalia; Chiroptera; Miniopteridae
Source: RefSeq, a predicted model, not a curated record
UUUCUUGCACUACAUCUCUAACUUCUAACUUUUUUUUCGCUGCAGCUGUGCUUUCAUUCCCUCGUCCUUGUUGGCCGACUUUCCUUUUAAGCCCUUGCCCCACCUCCGUGUCGCAGUAUUGCUUAUGUGGAAGUUUUCUCCUGUUCCGGCGAAGAUGUGUACUUCAGACUGUUCUGCCCCUGUUCUCUGGCUGUGGGGACGUUUUUAAGGAGUUUUCUAACCACGUAACCUCUCAGACCUGAACCACAACAACAUUGUUCCUGGAGCUCCUCUUUUUAAGGUAGAACUUUAGACUUCAUAGCACUGAAUUAACCUGCACUGAAAGCUGUUUACCUGCAGUUGUUCACUUUUGUUGAAAGUGACCAUGUCUCAAGUUCAAGUGCAAGUUCAGAACCCAUCUGCUGCUCUCUCAGGGAGCCAAAUACUGAACAAGAACCAGUCUCUUCUCUCACAGCCUUUGAUGAGUAUUCCUUCUACUACUAGCUCUCUGCCCUCUGAAAAUGCAGGUAGACCUAUUCAAAACUCUGCUUUACCCUCUGCAUCUAUUACAUCCACCAGUGCAGCUGCAGUUCCUUCUAGCAUGGCACACCCCAAAGAGAAAACCCCAAUGUGUCUUGUGAAUGAGUUAGCCCGUUUCAACAAGAUUCAGCCUGAGUAUAAGCUUUUGCGUGAGCAAGGUCCAGCUCACUGUAAGGUGUUUACAGUACAGCUAACACUUGGAGAUCAGCACUGGGAAGCUGAAGGAACUAGUAUUAAAAAAGCCCAACACACAGCUGCUGCCAAAGCUUUGGAAGGAACAAAAUUUCCUAAACCCAUAGUCCGCCCUUUUCGUAGCGAAGGAAGGAAUCCAGACAGCAUAACCCCUACUGUAGAGCUAAAUGCACUGUGCAUGAAACUUGGAAAAAAACCAAUGUAUAAGCCUGUUGACCCUUAUUCUCGGAUGCCGUCCACCUACAGCUACAACAUGAGAGGAGGUGCUUAUCCCCCAAGGUACUUUUACCCAUUUCCAGUACCACCCUUACUGUAUCAAGUUGAACUUUCUGUGGGAGGACAGCAAUUUAAUGGGAAAGGAAAGACAAGACAGGCUGCAAAACACGAUGCUGCUGCGAAAGCUUUGAGGAUCCUGCAGAAUGAGCCCCUGCCUGAGAGGCUGGAGGUGAAUGGAAGAGAAUCAGAAGAAGAAAAUCUCAAUAAGUCUGAAAUAAGUCAAGUGUUUGAGAUUGCACUUAAACGGAACUUGCCUGUGAAUUUUGAGGUUGCCCGGGAGACUGGCCCACCCCACAUGAAGAGCUUUGUGACCAAGGUAUCGGUUGGGGAGUUUGUCGGGGAAGGUGAAGGCAAGAGCAAGAAGAUUUCAAAAAAAAAUGCUGCUAUAGCUAUUCUUGAGGAGCUGAAGAAGUUACCACCCCUGCCUGCAGUUGAGCGGGUGAAGCCCCGAAUCAAAAAGAAAACAAAACCCAUAGUUAGGGUACAGAGCAGCCCAGAACAUGGCCAGCUGAUGAACCCAAUUAGCAGACUGGCCCAGAUCCAGCAGGCGAAAAAGGAGAAGGAGCCGGAGUACAUACUCCUCACAGAGCGAGGCCUCCCGCGCCGCAGGGAGUUUGUGAUGCAGGUGAAGGUGGGAAACCAUACCGCGGAGGGAACGGGCACCAAUAAGAAGGUGGCCAAACGCAACGCAGCCGAGAACAUGCUGGAGAUUCUUGGUUUCAAAGUCCCGCAGGCUCAGCCCACGAAACCAGCCCUCAAAUCAGAGGAGAAGACGCCCAUAAAGAAACCAGGGGAUGGAAGAAAAGUAACCUUUUUUGAACCUGGCUGUGGGGAUGAAAAUGGGACUAGCAAUAAAGAGGACGAGUUUAGGAUGCCUUAUCUUAGUCAUCAGCAGCUGCCUGCUGGAAUUCUUCCCAUGGUGCCUGAGGUUGCCCAGGCUGUAGGAGUCAGUCAAGGACAUCACACCAAAGAUUUUACCCGGGCAGCUCCGAAUCCUGCCAAGGCCACAGUAACUGCCAUGAUAGCCCGUGAAUUGUUGUAUGGGGGCACCUCGCCCACAGCGGAGACCAUUUUAAAGAAUAACAUCUCUUCAGGCCACGUACCCCAUGGACCUCUUACAAGACCCUCUGAGCAGCUGGACUAUCUUUCCAGAGUCCAGGGAUUCCAGGUUGAAUACAAAGACUUCCCUAAAAACAACAAGAACGAAUUUGUGUCUCUUAUCAAUUGCUCCUCUCAGCCACCUCUGAUCAGCCACGGCAUUGGAAAGGAUUUGGAGUCCUGCCAUGACAUGGCUGCACUGAACAUUUUAAAGCUGCUGUCUGAGAUGGACCAACAAAGUGCAGAGAUGCCAAGAACAGGAAAUGGACCAAUGUCUGUGUGUGGGAGGUGCUGAACCCCUUCUGGCCAUGAACCAUUGUAAAAUCCCCAACAUAUACUGAAAAUACUGAAACUGCUUUGAAAAUUUGGAAUUUCUGAUACCUCUAGUGUGCCGAGAGACAUGAUGGGUAAAGAACUGGAAACAGCAGUGGUGACGAAGGCAAGAAUGCAAGG